UAUGAAAAUAUUUUAAUAAAUAUACAAUUAUUAAAAUCAGCUUUUUUCAUGAUUUACAUUUGAUUUUCUGUGUUAUUUAUUAAAAGACUAGUAGCAUAAUAUGAAUUUAGCUGUAAGGCAAGUCCUAACACGUCAAACUUUUAGACUAUGUGAUAAAGUUACAUAUAAAUGUUUACCAAAACAUCUUGCCGUAACCUCAACAAACAAUGUUACACAAUUUCGGAAUUAUAGCCAAGAUACAAGCGAUACCAAGAAGUUACCUCAGUUAAUGGAGUUUCCACCGAUCGUUUGGCCAUCUUUUAUCAAAUUUAUUAAGAACUGGAUGUUUGCAAAUUUUAUAAUCCGCCCUUAUUUUGAGCAGGAAUUUAGUCUUGGCGAAUUCAUCGAGGCUUCCAAACACGCUGUUCAGGUUGUUUCAGAUGCCUUACAAAGGAGUGAUUUCAAGUCACUUGAAGGUAUAGUAGAAAAAGAUGCCAUUGCUGCAUUAAAGACUGCUGUUUCCAAACUCUCCGUGUCUCAAAGACAACUCCUAGCUAUAGAGAAGGAAGAUAUUUUUUAUGCUUUUCCUUAUCAGGUGGGUGUGAUGUUUGAUGAUGCAGAUAAACGAUGGGUGGAAAUCACUAUGUGCUAUCAUGUACUCAAAGGUCUAAAACAUAUGCAAGAAACUGGGGAUUUGCCUCCAAUUUCUAUAGGGACACAACCUGAGUAUCAAGAUAAAGUAUUCAUUUUAAACUACAGAUUUAUUAGAGAAUUCACAAAAGGAGUCGAGGACAGCUGGUGGGUGAAUAUAGUAAAUCAUUUCCAACCACAUUCACUCAUAAGAAAAUAGGUGGAUAGUAAAUGAGUACUUGACAAGUCAUGCAUGUUUAAGUUUACAGAGUCAAUAUAGUAAGAUUUAAAUAAAAGGCAGUUAAAUUGUUAA
Molecule: messenger RNA, 922 nt
Organism: Achroia grisella
Lineage: Eukaryota; Metazoa; Arthropoda; Insecta; Lepidoptera; Pyralidae
Product: m-AAA protease-interacting protein 1, mitochondrial
Exons: 4
Coding region: 101-829 (242 amino acids)
Biological process (GO): protein insertion into mitochondrial inner membrane from matrix; inner mitochondrial membrane organization
Cellular component (GO): mitochondrial inner membrane
Molecular function (GO): ribosome binding
Source: RefSeq, a predicted model, not a curated record